Molecule: messenger RNA, 2432 nt
Organism: Erigeron canadensis
Lineage: Eukaryota; Viridiplantae; Streptophyta; Magnoliopsida; Asterales; Asteraceae
Exons: 2
Coding region: 113-1300 (395 amino acids)
Biological process (GO): chloroplast organization; regulation of DNA-templated transcription
Cellular component (GO): chloroplast
Molecular function (GO): double-stranded DNA binding
Source: RefSeq, a predicted model, not a curated record
CACUCCAUCUUAAUGCUUUAUUCAUCCGGUCCAAAACCCAACAACCAAGUAGUAACUUUUCGUCUAAACCCAAAAAGGUCUAAUCGAAAAAUCCUGCACACACUUCAAAAGAAUGGUGAUUUGUAGGAAGGGGCAGACAUUAUUUUCAAGCUCAAUCUCCCAUGGCUAUCUCUUCAAAUCACCCUUAAUCCUUCACAUAUACACUACCCUUUCAUCUUUCCACGAUACAGAUGAUGGACCUCCAAAACCCCAUUCAGCUGUUGUUGAAUUCUUGAUGGAUUCAGUGGGUUUCACAAGAGAAACAGCCAUCGCCGCUUCGAAUAAGGUACCAUCUCUCAAAUCCACUAAGAACCCUGAAUUAGUUAUCAAUAUCUUCAAACAAUAUGGUUUAGACAAUACCCAUAUGAAACAAAUCAUUUCUUGCGCCCCCAAAAUACUAAAUUGUAGACCCAACACAAACCUAGAACCCAAGUUUAGGUUUUUUCGGGAUAACGGAUUUUCCGGGUCGGAUUUAGUUGACUUAAUUAAAAGGAACCCAUAUCUUCUUGUAGCUGGGCUAGAUACACACAUCAUUCCUUUUAUUGGUAUCAUUAGAAAAUUAGUGGGUACCAAUGAAGAAGCCAUGGAAGUUGUCAAGAAAUCAAAAAGUUUGUUUUUAAUUACAUCACCCGCUUACUUGAAAAAAAUGUCAUCCAAUGUCUUUGAAUUGCAAAAUCGAGGGUUGUCAAAUAAGAAAAUUGUAUAUUUAGUUAGUACUCACCCUAGAAUUGUUGUUUUAACACCGUUAGUUUUUAGGCAUCGAAUUGGUUGGAUUGUAGAAAAAUUAGGAAUUCCUGAGACUUCUCCAAUGUUCGUCUAUGCGAUUGCUGCAACUGUUGGAUCUAGUAAACUGAGUUUAGAAAAGAAACUCGAUAUCCUUAGGAGCUAUAAAUGGGGUGAAGAAGAAAUAGCUACAUUUGUGAGGACUUUUCCUACGUAUUUUGGUUACUCAGAAGCUAAAAUAUGUGAUGCGUUGAACUUUUUCAUGAAAGACCUCCGGUUUGCACCAGCUUACUUAGUUACUAACAAUUUCCUAUUGGGUUUGAGCUUGGAGAAAAGGGUGAAACCAAGAUGUAAGGUAUGGGAAAUGCUGAAAGACAAGAAGCUAAUACCUAGCAAACCUAGUCUUGCUUCACUUCUCGUAUAUUCAGAAUUGAAAUUUCUAAAGUUUUUGGAACGGUUUGAGAAUGAGUUGCCUGGUUUGAUUGAAACCUACACCAAUAGCAACGGGAAAACGCAAACUAAAAAGGGUAUGGCUUGACAAGUUAUCUUUGUGAAUUGGGCGUAGUAAAAGACUUCAGGUUUUCUCUUCUCAGAUGAUGUAACACUUCAUUAAGACGAAGAAUAUUGUGUUUCCGCUUGAAGAUGGGUGAGCAGCAUGUUCUAUUUCGGAAAGUAGUUUCACUGAGCUAAUGAACUUUCUUAGUUAUAGGUGAUUGUGGAGAUAGAACACUUUUUUCAAGGAUUUCUUUGAUGUCGAGGCAGCCAACUAGCCAUCAAAGAGGUAAAGCAAAAGUGGUUUGGGAUAUUGUUUGCUCCCCAAAACAAGAAGGGGGUCUUGGAAUUUGGCGAUUGCAGGGAAUUACUAUUUCUCUCAUUUGUGUAUAUAUAUGAAAUUUGAUUUCUUUAAAGGAAUCGUUGUGGGUUGAUACAUACACACAAACCGAGAGGUAUUAGCUUUUGGGAAGUACCUUGUCGUGGUAGUAUGUCAUGAAGCUGAAGGAAAUUAGUUCAUGCUCGGCCUUUAGUUUGUGAAUAUUUUUGAUAUAAACUUGGAAAUGGAAAUAGUGUUUCGGCCUAAUAUGACAACUAGUGUGUUAAUUCGCCUUCGAGUAAAAAAAUCACUUCAAGAAUGGUAACUAGUGUUGGCCACCUGAUUGGAAGGAAAGAUUUCCAAAUGUUGAUCCUCUUUCCUUAUUGAUUCUGAACGUGAUAUAUUACAGUGGAAGGAUAGAAAGGGAAUGAUCCGUGAGUUCUCAGUUGCUGUUGUGUGUGAUGAUUUAAGACCAAGGGAUGUUGAGGUUGCUUGCCAUCAACUGAUUUGGUAUUCUCAAAGUAUUGUCACCAAAGCUGGUCCUAUCCGCUACCACGUACUUCAUCUGGCAAGAAAGGAAUCCGAGACUCUUCAACAAGAAAAGAUUAGAAUACCAACUUAUUCAAAAGAUUUUUGCAACUGUUCAAUAAAGAAGCCUUGGUGUCUUUGCUUACUACAAUGUAAUAAUAGGUUGUUCUGUUUAUUUGUUUCUAGUCGUUUAUGCCAUGUCACCUUAUACCGUUUUGUGUUAUGAUGAGUCGAGUUGAUAUUCCGUCAAUCCGCCUAUAACUUGUAUUGUUUUGAUGUUACUUUAAAUCCAUCUACUUUUAAUUCAAAAUUUGUUCGGAUUGUAGAAGAA